Molecule: messenger RNA, 924 nt
Organism: Didymella exigua CBS 183.55
Lineage: Eukaryota; Fungi; Ascomycota; Dothideomycetes; Pleosporales; Didymellaceae
Exons: 1
Coding region: 1-924 (307 amino acids)
Cellular component (GO): membrane
Molecular function (GO): transferase activity, transferring alkyl or aryl (other than methyl) groups
Source: RefSeq, a predicted model, not a curated record
AUGAAUCAUUUCAGCACCGACCUUGGGCUGCAUGGCAGGGCCUUCGCUGGGAAUCUGUUCCUCUUCACAUCCGACCAGAUCCUCGACACCGUCAUCCCAGGUACUGCCUUCGGCAUUCUCGCCGCCCUCUCAGGCUCCAUUCUUGAUCUUCCAGAUCAAUGGGCUGGUUCCAUCCUUGUCCGUGCCCCUUGGGUCGCUCUCUGGCUGUGGCUCGUCAUACUGCAAUUCUGCGUGCAGAAUCAGCGCAGUCCCAGCUCCGUCGCUGAAGACACUAUCAACAAGCCCUGGCGCCCCAUUCCCGCUGGCCGUAUGACCUCCGAGCAGGCGGACCUACUGUUAUCAGGUACCAACAUCGCUGCCGGGCUGCUGAGCUACUACCUCGAUGUCAUGCCCAUCUUCUUGGUCUACGUGUGUUUCAUCACCGCGUACAACGACUUCGGGGGCGGUAACAAGUCCGGUGUUGUCCGUAAUGUGUUCUGUGGCGCGGGUUUCUCGUGCUACUUCGGCGGUGCGCUGAGCAUUGCACUCGGUCCGCACGCUAUGAGCGCUGCGGCAUGGAAUUGGACGUUCAUGCUUGCUCUCGGUAUUCUCGCUACUACGAUUCAAACGCAAGAGUUUCGUGACGAAGUGGGCGAUAAGGCUCGUGGGCGUCGUACGCUAGUUACUGAGCUGGGUCGUGAGCGCGCGUUCUGGACUGUCUUAGUGACGGUGGCGUUCUGGUCGCUGUACACCCCUCUGCACUUCUUCAAAGGCCGCUGGAUGACUGCUCUUUUGCCAAUGAUGUUUGGUGGUCCUCUAUUUGCUACAGCCGUGGAGGCUUACUAUAAGGGCAGCAACAUGCUGGAUCGUAAGCUGUACAAGAUCUGGUGUGUCUGGAUGUUCAGUUUUUGCCCUCUGCCCUUGUUGGUUAGCAAGCUGGCUUAG